Molecule: messenger RNA, 4557 nt
Organism: Salvelinus namaycush (lake trout)
Lineage: Eukaryota; Metazoa; Chordata; Actinopteri; Salmoniformes; Salmonidae
Product: ribosomal protein S6 kinase alpha-3-like
Exons: 22
Coding region: 278-2482 (734 amino acids)
Biological process (GO): intracellular signal transduction; protein phosphorylation
Molecular function (GO): ATP binding; ribosomal protein S6 kinase activity; magnesium ion binding
Source: RefSeq, a predicted model, not a curated record
GUGGAGAGACAAUUUUCCGUAAAAGGCGUUACGUAGCCCAGCGAGGUUUUCAUGUUUAUUCCGCUAGAGAAAGAAGGGGCGGCCCCUGAUCUAGAAACAACCAACUCUGUCCCUUGUCCUCUCACACGGGUCUAACGGAGGAAAUAGCCUACUAGAAUAGACCAGAGCUUUAGACUACUACAUUGUGAUAGCCUACAGUCCUGUCUGGAGCGAAGCUUUAGCACAAACUAAUAGAGUGAACACUACAAUAGAUCAGAGGAACAGCUCGAGCGCCAAGAUGCCCCUGGCACAGUUGCCAGAUCCCUGGCAGAAGAUGACACUGGGGCGGGCGACGAGCGAGGAUGCCCAUCGUCAUGAUCUGGAGGAUUCUAUUGGAGAGGAUGAUUCUAUGUCCUGUAACGAGGACGAGAGUGUCAAUGAGAUCAACAUCACCAACCAUACUAAGGAGGGGUCAGAGAAGGGUGACCCUCGACAGUUCGAGCUCCGCAAGGUCCUAGGACAAGGCUCCUUCGGAAAGGUGUUCCUGGUCAAGAAGACUACAGGUCCAGAUGCAGGACAGCUCUAUGCCAUGAAGGUUCUGAAGAAAGCCACACUGAAAGUGCGUGACAGGGUGAGGACUAAGAUGGAGAGAGACAUUCUGGUGGAGGUCAACCAUCCCUUCAUCGUUAAACUGCACUAUGCAUUCCAAACAGAAGGGAAACUCUACCUCAUCCUGGACUUCCUACGAGGAGGAGACCUCUUCACACGACUGUCUAAAGAGGUGAUGUUCACAGAGGAGGAUGUGAAGUUCUACCUGGCAGAGUUGGCCCUGGCCCUGGACCACCUUCACGGCCUGGGCAUCAUCUACAGAGACCUCAAACCAGAGAACAUUCUGCUAGACGAGGAGGGACACAUUAAGCUGACGGACUUCGGCCUCAGUAAGGAGUCUAUAGACCAUGAGAACAAGGCUUAUUCGUUCUGUGGGACGGUGGAGUACAUGGCUCCGGAGGUGGUCAACAGGAGAGGCCACACCACCAGCGCUGAUUGGUGGUCCUACGGCGUGCUCAUGUUUGAGAUGCUGACCGGAACGCUACCAUUCCAGGGGAAAGACCGCAAGGAGACCAUGGCCAUGAUCCUCAAGGCUAAGUUGGGGAUGCCACAGUUUUUGAGUUCCGAAGCCCAAAGUCUCCUGAGGAACCUUUUCAAACGCAACCCUACUAACAGGCUAGGGGCCGGCCCAGACGGAGUGGAGGAGAUUAAAAGACAUCACUUCUACUGCACCAUAGACUGGAACAAACUGUUCCGUAGAGAGCUCCACCCUCCCUUCAAGCCUGCUACGGGACGACCUGACGACACCUUCUAUUUCGACCCAGAGUUCACCGCUAAAACACCCAAAGAUUCCCCGGGGGUUCCGCCCAGUGCCAACGCCCACCAGCUGUUCCGAGGAUUCAGCUUUGUAGCCAUUACAUCAGAGGAAGAGACACAACCACUACAGACUACUGUAGUACAGCUACACAGGAAUAUGUCCCAGCUGUCUGAAGCAUAUGAAGUGAAGGAGGAAAUAGGACUGGGAUCAUACUCUGUCUGCAAACGCUGUAUACACAAGGCCACUGGCAUGGAGUACGCGGUUAAGAUUAUCAGUAAGGCCAACAGAGACCCAACAGAGGAGGUGGAGAUCCUAAUGAGAUACGGACAACAUCCCAACGUCAUCACACUAAAGGACGUGUUUGAUGACGGCAGGACAGUGUAUCUGGUCACAGAGCUGAUGAAGGGAGGAGAGCUGCUGGAUAAAAUACUGAGACAGAAGUUCUUCUCAGAGAGAGAAGCUAGCGCUGUCCUAUACACCAUCACCAAGACUGUUGAGUACCUACACAUACAGGGGGUGGUGCACAGGGACCUGAAGCCCAGUAAUAUCCUGUAUGUGGAUGAGAGUGGGAACGCUGAGUCCAUCAGGAUCUGUGACUUUGGUUUUGCCAAGCAGCUGAGAGCUGAGAACGGCCUGCUGAUGACGCCGUGCUACACAGCUAACUUUGUAGCUCCAGAGGUGUUGAAGAAGCAGGGUUAUGAUGCUGCCUGUGACAUCUGGAGUCUAGGAGUCCUACUCUACACUAUGCUCACAGGGUUCACUCCGUUUGCCAACGGUCCAGAGGACACACCAGAGGAGAUCCUGGCUCGGAUCGGCAGCGGGAAGUUCUCUCUGACCGGAGGAUACUGGAACUCUGUCUCAGCAGAGGCCAAGGAGCUGGUGUCUAAGAUGUUACACGUGGACCCCCACCAGCGUUUGACAGCCGGCCAGGUGUUGUGUCAUCCCUGGGUCACACACCGAGACCACCUGCCCAAGUUCACACUGACCAGACAGGACGCGCCACACCUGGUCAAGAGCGCCAUGGCAGCCACCUACUCUGCCCUCAACAGGAACGUUCCACCUGUGCUGGACCCCGUGGGAUGUUCCACUCUAGCCCAACGGAGGGGGGUGAAGAAACUCACCUCCACUGCCCUCUGACCGUUAACAUUUCACCUCAGACUUAUAACCCUGCUGGAGCUCUGCUCAGACAGACAGACCUGGUUCCUCAGAUGACCUGGACAGAACUCUGAUGCACCUGGGACCCCCCCUGACCCUGCUCAGUUAUUAACUAGACCAGGGCUGGAACUACAGCCUAUAGCUCUGUUGUACCAGGGCUGGAACUACAGCCUAUAGCUCUGUGGGAUCAGGGCUGGAACUACAGCCUAUAGCUCUGUUGUACCAGGGCUAGAACUACAGCCUAUAGCUCUGUGGGAUCAGGGCUAGAACUACAGCCUAUAGCUCUGUGGGAUCAGGGCUGGAACUACAGCCUAUAGCUCUGUUGGACCAGGGCUGGAACUACAGCCUAUAGCUCUGUUGGACCAGGGCUGGAACUACAGCCUAUAGCUCUGUUGGACCAGGGCUGAUGGUGACCACAUUGUAGCGUCUCUCCAGUCUUUGCUUUGGACAAUUCGUGUUGCCUCUAGACUCAAGAGACAGGUGUCAGGAACAUGAAUGUGCUGUAUGUAGAUGCCUGUACUUCUGGGAACAUUUGAGAUACCUGCAUUAUGCAUUUAAGACCCAUAUUAAAAUGAUGAUGAACUGUAUAAUGUAGCUCUGUGUAUAAACCUGAGUAGCCUCAAAGACAGUACAAUAUGAAGAUAGGCUAAAACGGCUUCGCCAAUAGAAAUCCCAGACCACACUUUUCGGCAAUGUUAUGGCGACGUUGGCUAGCUAAGCUCAUGCGUAGAAACACGUCAUCGGGUCUAACGGUCGUCUCGUGCCAAACUGCACAUGUGCAGGCUGUCAAAUCAAAACUCAUUCCUUACAUGUUUUUUUUUGUUGACGAAAAUGAAAUCCGUUUGUCACUUUCACGGGGUUGGAGUAAUAACAUGUUCAACUACUUAAGAAAUUGGAUCAAUUCUAGGUUGUGGAUUUAGAUUUUGAGAAAAUGAACAACUAAGGAAGAAUGUUUUACUUCUCUCAUUGACUUCACAACCCCCAAAGCCUGGCCAGCUUGGUCUGUUUCGCAAGCGUUCACAGAUGUCUAACGAUGUUGCAUCUCUGGGUUUAGAAACUCUGUGGUAGCCUCUUCUGUGACUGAGCCAUCAGACAGAGACAAAACUAGUGAUGUCAUCAGAGGGAGAGCAGGUAGAGCUCCACUGACACUGCCCCCUAUGUAGAGACAAGCUCCUCCCAGUCAGCCACAACAUCCAGAGUGACGGGACUGAGGUCCAAUCAUGGCUUUGGUGGGCCAGUCUGGAGAUUAAAUACCAUGCAUUGUAUAAGUCCAUUAACUAUGUCAUGUAAGCACACAGGUGGGGUGGGAGAGGUCCAUGGAUAUAGAAAUGUGUGGAUAAAAGGAACAUGAUAUUUUAUGCUGAAUUGAACCCUUUCAACCUGCCGUCUGGAAUGUCAUGACAGUUGUGGAGGUAAUCCAGUAUUUUACUGUAUGGGCCAGCUGGCACCUGCUGACUUCUGGUCAAUCCCUUUAAAGCACUGUCUGUCUAAUUGAAUGAAAAAAUAUGUAGCUACAGUAUCAAUGACUUGUAGCAGUAUUAUUGAAUUAAUGAGCUGAUCCUGGAUCGGUGGACAACUCCUACCUAUUCGAUCGCUCUCCCUCAGCUCUUCUAGAUGUGUUGUAACACAGUCUUUCAGGUUCUGCUUGACUGGUAGCAGAGCUGUAAGCUUGUGUGUUUGAGAUGUCUGUAUGUUUUUUUCCCCUUCUGGUUUGAGAGUAGAUGAGAUGCCUUUUUUCUCUCUUCGUGUUGCCCUCUCCUUCCUCUGCCCCUCUCCAGUGGAGAUAGUGUCCCUUCCUCCACCCCUCUCCAGUGGAGAUAGUGUCCCUUCCUCCACCCCUCUCCAGUGGAGAUAGUGUCCCUUCCUCCACCCCUGCUGCUGUCUCCUCUCUCUGGUUUUGUAUCUCAGUGGAGUCACAGUAGGACUUUGUAUUGAACAUAAUAAAAAUACCUUCAGUAUACAACUGUGUUUUUCACUGACCAGUAAAUACUACAGAAAGGCUUUUAAUUCAGACAACAUACAGUCAACAGCAUAGAGAACAAUGCAUCAAAGAUGUU